GAUCCCAACAAUAAUAGAGGUGCACGGUCUUUAGUCUAUGUACGUAAGUGAUACAUAUUGUAAUUUAUAAUCGGUUUAGUUAGGUUACUUAUUGUAAUAUUAUCAUAUUGUGUACCAAGUAUGGAUAACCAAAUCGGAAGUUCGGUGGUAACCGAGAAUGUAAGCCAAAACCAACCAUUAAUUAUUACAGGGUUCUUAGGUAUGAUUCCCAUGUUUUCGGGAACUCAGAAUGAUAAUAUAAAUAUAAAACAAUUCUUCAAUACCAUCGAAAAUAUUGCCUGUUUAGCUGGGUGGGGCAAUAAUGUUAAAGUUGCUGUGUUGCAAGCAAAAUUGAAGGGUGAGCCCCUAACUACGUUUAUGUGCCUCCUGGAACAAUAUCCUGGGUCGUAUGAUGAAAUAAAAUGGGAUUUAAUUAAAUGUUUUAGCAAAAAAGAGGACAGUGGUAAAAUUAUAGUUGACCAACUUUUAAACAUAAGACAGAGGAAUGGUGAAUCUGUGACCGAUUUUUCGGUUCGGACGAAGACGUUAUUAGCCAGGGCAGUUAAAGGGAAUAAUAAGUUAAGCAUGUUCCGUGAUGAUAUAAUUAUGGAGCGUUUUAUACAAGGCCUAAGAGGUAACAUAAGGGAGAACGUGUUAAGGAGAGCCCCAAAAACGUUGGAAGAAGCUUUCGACAUCGCUGAACGCGAAGAGAAUAUAGAGAAGUAUAGUGAUAGUCGUUUUGAACACAAGGGAGUGAAUAUGGGAGUCAAGGAGGAAGUUGACGAGAUGAGAGGGAAAUGUGAAGGUAUAGAAACUCAAAAGGAUAAGAUAGGUGAAAGGAUGUCAGGAUUAGAGAAGAAACUUGAUACACUAGUUGAGGCAGUUAGUAUGCUGUUGAAUAAAGAGGAUAAGGCAAGAAGGGUUACUGAUAGGAAAUGUUACACGUGUGGUGAGGAAGGCCAUUUCGCGCGGAAUUGCCCAGAUCAUAGGGAUAGACCGUUAAACUAAAAGAGGAGCGUCAAACGGGCCAGCAUGAGGCUCCUUGCAUUAAAAUAAGACUGGCUAAUGAGGUAUAUUUGUCACCCAAGGGACUCCCAAUUGUUGAGGGAAUGAUCAAUGGAUAAAAUUGUGCUUCCUCAUUGACACGGGCGGUGAAAAGUCGAUAAUGAAUUUAGCAGCCAUCACUUGCAUACCAAAAAGGAGCGUGGUUAGGGCAACUAUCGAAGGUGAAAUGUUAGGAAUAAGGGGGAUAACGGGUGAAGUGACAGAAUGUGAAAGAACCAUACAUGCGGAAAUUGAUUAUGAUAACCAAUCGAACAAAGUGACGGUCGCAUGUAUGAAACUGCCUAGACAUGUAGAUUAUGAUGGGGUACUGGGAAUGGAUAUUGUGCGCAAGGUAUACAAAAUCAUCGAGAAGGUCAGGAUUGCUGUACAAGGUACUGUUACAAACCAUGAAAGACUCAUGAGUCCGUAUGACGAUUUUAGUAAUGUUAAACACUUGGCAAUUCAAGGGCUAGACGGUUUGUCGAUUGAGGAAAAAGAUCGCGUGUAUAAUAUAUUUAGGAAACAUCCCAACUGCUUUGCUGAAUCGAUAGAAGAGUUGACAGGUAUGAUAGGUGAAACGCAUAAACCCGUUAUAGAUCAAACCAGACCGAUAAGUACACGUCAGUAUAGGAUCCCUGAGUGUUACUUAAAAGGGUUAAGGUCGCUAAUCAAUGAUUAUUUAAAGGCAG
Centruroides sculpturatus (bark scorpion) is the source of this 1712-nucleotide messenger RNA. RefSeq lists its product as uncharacterized. The record is from RefSeq and is a predicted model, not a curated record. The coding region runs from base 121 to 987 and encodes 288 amino acids. The transcript has a single exon. Gene Ontology annotation, molecular function: zinc ion binding; nucleic acid binding. NCBI's taxonomy places the organism in Eukaryota, Metazoa, Arthropoda, Arachnida, Scorpiones, Buthidae.